This is a messenger RNA of Dermochelys coriacea (leatherback sea turtle), 6995 nucleotides long. RefSeq names its product YLP motif containing 1 (gene YLPM1). Gene Ontology annotation, biological process: regulation of telomere maintenance. Bases 134 to 6562 code for a protein of 2142 amino acids. Lineage: Eukaryota; Metazoa; Chordata; Testudines; Dermochelyidae. Gene Ontology annotation, cellular component: nucleus. The record is from RefSeq and is a predicted model, not a curated record. The transcript is spliced from 24 exons.
UUCUGUCCCGGAGGUCCAACGAGCCUCACUACGCAGGCCCUGUGCGUCGCACGCGCUGCUGCUGUCGCCACUCGCCGCGGCCUGUGGAAGCUCCGAUCUCCGCUUCGGCCGCCGCCUCAGACCCGGCCCCGCCAUGUACCCGGCCUGGGGCCUGUACGGGGCGGCGGGGCACUACCCGCCGCCCCCCACCUCGAUACCGCCCCCGCCGCUGCCCGUCCCCCCGCCCGUGAUGCCCCCCUCCGUCCCGCCGCCGAACUACCCGCCCCCGGGCCCCGGUGUGGCCCCCGCGCCCGGCGCCUCGGGCUUCCUGAGCCUGCAGGAGCAGCACCUGGCCCAGCUGCAGCAGCUGCAGCAAAUGCACCAGAAGCAGAUGCAGUCGGUGCUUCUGGGGGGUCCCCCGCCCGGGCCGCCGCCCCCGGGCCUGCCCCCUCCGCCUCUCCCCGGCUCCUUCACCGACUGGCCGCCGCCGCCAGUGCCGCCCCCCGUCCGCAGCUACCAGAAGCAGUUCAAGCACCGCGAGCCUCCCCCGCCGCCCCCACCCCGGGACCCCCAGGUCUGCAAGCCCCCCCUUCCCCGAGAGCAUGAGACCCUCCAGCCGUCUCAGCCCCACAGUGACUGGGAGCACCUGCCUUCUUCCCCAGUGCCCAUGGACAUGGAGCUGUCCUCUCCACCACAGUCGCCCCCACUGCCUGAGCAGGCCUAUCCACCCCCUUCGCAGGCCUAUAUCCCCCCAGCCCAGUCUGAACCCUAUAUUCCCCCAGCCCAGCCACCCCCUUCCCAGUCCCCUCCGCCCCAAUCUUAUUUGUCCCAUUCUCAGCUCUCCCAGCCACCACCACCGUCCUAUUUAGAGCCCCCUCCACCAAUUGCCCCUCAAUCCUAUUUACCCUCCUCCCAAUCCUAUCAAACACAUUCUCAAUCUUACUUGUCCCCUUCCCAAUCAUCCCUUUCCCAACCAGCACAGUCUAUUUUGACACCAUCCCUUUCUCAGUCUAAAUCUCACUUUACUACAGCCCAGUCAUCCUUGCCCCCUUCCACUCCUGCUCAGCAAGAGGCAGUGCAGAAUGCUGCUAAGGACAUCAGUGACAGUUCUGACCAGCACAGCACCGCACAGCCAGACCCCUCCACUAUGACCCCCCAGGAACAGCAACAGUAUUGGUACCAGCAACACUUGCUAAGUCUGCAGCAGAGGGCAAAAGCACAUGCACAGGGACAGCAGCAACCGAAGGGUCCAGGAAUAGUGAAGGAUGCACCUGAGCAGAGAAUACAGCAAGAAGAAGGGAAAGUGAUGGCUCCUAAUCAGCAGUCUGACCCGCCUUCACUUAACGAGCCCCUCAUACCAUCUUCCAAAAAAGAGGAGCCUCCUGUCUCAUCUACUGAACCUAAGCUGAAUAUUGAACCUCCUGAGGACUCUGAGGAAGAUUUGAGGUUGCAGCAGUUGCAGGUGGCAGCAGCUCAGUGGCAGCAGCAUCCACACCAUCGAGUUGGCUUUCAGUAUCAGAGAAUAAUGCAGAAGCAUGCCCAACUGCAACAGAUCCUACAGAAGUACCAGCAGAUUAUACAACAAGCACCACCCCCACAGACAAUGUCAGUGGAUAUGCAGCUGCAGCAUUAUGAGACACAGCAGAAACAAUUUCAACAACUUCACAAAGAGUGGGAGCGUGAAUUCCAAGGAUGGCAGGAUCAACUUCAGACCUAUCCACACAAAGAUCAGCUUCAGGAGUAUGAGAAACAGUGGAAAACAUGGCAGGGACAGAUGAAAGCUACUCAGUCCCAUCUGCAGGAAAAAGUGAACUCACUUCAAAACAUGAAGAAUCAAUACACUGGGAAUGUUGCAUUGCCACCUCCUUUUGCUCCAUGCUCUCAAACCUCUCAAGGAGGCAUGCCUGUUAUGCCUCCAUCUUUGCCUUCAUCCACCCCUCCGCAGGUUCCCCCACCUCUGUCUUCUGACCCUCAGUUGUCUAACUCAUCUGAACCCCCAAUGUCCAGUCUUCAAGUUUUCCAGUCCGCUAAGACAACCAGGCCAGCUCUUCUUCCUAUUCCUGAUUCUUUUGUAUUUAAACUACCUGGCUCAUCUGCAACUUUACCUUGCCAUUCUGAAAUAACUACAUCUGCUGACUCUUCAGACCAAGGAAACUCUCAGGUUCAUCUGGGUAAGCAAGCUGUACCAUUUGUUUCUGUCUCAUCUGAACCAGCAUCUGGAGAACUGAAAACCUCAACUCCAGUAUCUUCAACCUAUGUACCCCCUACCUCCAACGUUCAAGAUAAACCAGUGAGAUCAGGUGGAUUGCUUCCAGACCCACCCAGAGGCACAUACUUCGAAGGACCAAGAGGUCCUAGGUUUGAUGGACUUCGGGGAAGAGGCUUUGACAGAUUUGAAGGGCCAAGACAGAGAGGACCUCGUUUUGAAGGCCAGCACUUGGAAGGGCCGAGGCCAAGAUUUGAAGGUCAGAAUUCAGAUGGACGGUCUUCAAGCAAAUGGGGGACUAUCCCCCGGGGGCCAGCAGCACAGUUUUAUACUUCCCAAAGUACAUCACAGAUGCACAGUUCCCGACCAAGCGGGUCACAGUGGAGGGGGCCCAAACCUCCUUUUGGACAACAGCAGUCUCAAGCAGAGUCCCGAACAGAAAACAGAGAUGCUUUUGCUGAUGCAGCUGUCAACCAGGAGUUGGCAAAUAGAACUCAGUCUAUGCCAAUUGCCUUUGAUACAGAUGCAAAAAAUUCUGGUCCAGUUCAGCCAGCUGAGGACCUGACAAAAGCUCAACAGGAGCCACCCAAAGCUGAAGUCAAAAAAUUAAUUUCUGGGCCUAAAAAGUGGACUUGGAGUUCUCAGGAUCCUGCGCAGCAAUUAGAAGAGACAAAACCAACUACUCAACCUCCACCCAUUCAGAAUCAAAAACCAACACCACUUCUCAGUACACCUGUAACUGUGCAGUCUACUAUUCCUCCGAGAACAGGAGGAACAGCAGCCGUACCUCCAUCCCCUGUAACAGGAAAUAAAGACUUGAAAUCUACAGAUAGUAAAUUGCCCCUUUCAGAAAAUAGCCAGGGUAAAGGACUACCUGGAUCAGAAAAUAACCAGGGUAAAGGUCUGGUUCAGCCAGAAGAUAAUAGAGGCAAUGGACUAGUAAGCAGAGGCAGGGGUCAGGGCAGGCUGGAAGACUGCCGAGGCAGGGGGCUAACAAACAGAGGCAGAGGAUUGCCCAGACAGGCAGCCACCCGAGGCCGGGGGAUGAUCCAGAGAGUGAGCAGCCGGGAGGAGCAGCUGGAUAGGCGGUCAGGUAGCAGGGAGAAGUUGCCAGAUGCGCAGUCAGGCAGCUGGGAGAUGGGGCCAGUUGGGCGGUCAGGCAGCCGGGAGCGGGUGUUGUCCAGCCGAGACAAGGAACCAGCUGGCCGGGCAGACAGCAGGGAUAGGGGGCAGUCAGGAAGCUGGGAGAGGGGCCCCGUCAUGCGGGCUGGAAGCCGGGAGAGGGGUCCUGUCAUACGGGCUGAAAGCUGGGAGAGGGGUCCUGGCAGGCGGGCAGGAAGUCGGGAGAGGGGUUCUGUCAGGCGAUCAGGUAGCCGGGAGAGGGAAAUGGGCAGGCCUGAAACAUGCAAUAUUGAUAAACCAAUCCGCCUCGGAGACAACUCUGAGAAAUUAUCUCUUUAUCAUCGAGAGGAACCAACCAGGGCUCCCUGGAGUCAUGAAGAGGAGAGAAUGCAAGAGGAACCUUCAUUAGAUAGACGAGAUGCCCGUCCUUUAGAGCGCGAACAAUUGGAUGAUUGGGAAAGAGAUCGAUACUGGAGAGAGCAUGACACAGAUAUUCAGGAUGAUCACGUGGAUCCCUAUGAUAGAGAUGACAGGUUACCACUCCGUCUUUCAUUGCCUCCACUAUCACCUCUUCCUCCUCUCCCUCCUUUGUCUUCUGAUCUUGACAGAAGAGACACUUGGUGGGAUGAUUGGGAAAGGCCAAGGGAGAGGGAGCUGGAUAGAGAUCUGGACAGGAUUGGAAGACCCUUGGAUGUUUAUGAUCGAGAAUUAGAUAGAGAAUGGGACAGAGAUUACUUGAGACCUCUGGAUGACAGAGAUACACCGGGUCAUGACCUGGACAUUCCUCCUCUUCCACCUUUGCCACCACUUCCACCUCUGGACAGGUAUCAUGAGGACCGGUGGAGGGAGGAAAGAGACAGGGAUCUCUAUGACAGAGACCUCCGAGACAGGGGAGAGUUGAGGAUUCGAGAGUAUCCAGAGAGGCGUGAUACAUCAAGGGAGAAGCGAGAUUACAUUCCUGAAAGGACUGACUGGGAGAGGGAACGGUUGUCAGAUAGAUGGUAUCCUGAUGAAGCAGACAGACUACGACCUUUGGGGGAUCAGCUUGAUCCACCCCUUCCACCACCACGUUCAUCUGACAUGCUGGGAGCAGAGCCAAAUCUGGACCCUGAACAGUCACUUGGAGGGGUAAUGGUCCUUAGUCAAAGGCAGCAUGAAAUAAUCCUGAAGGCUGCCCAGGAGCUGAAAAUGCUUCGGGAACAAAAAGAACAGCUGGAGAAGCUGAAAGAGUUUGUGCCUGAUCCCCACCUGCCCCAACUGCAAAGCAAACUGAGUAAUACGUCAGCAGCGCCCCAUCAGUUCCCCACUCCCAGUUUCUCCCAACCACCAGCACCUAUCAAACCUUCUCCUGCUGUUAUUAUAAAGCCACCAGUGCUGUUCAGGCAACCCACCCCAGUGACGAGACCAGGUGCCCCGGUGACAAGGCCAGGUGCUCCAAUUCCGGCUUCAGCUACAACCUCAAGUCAGGCUCCUACAAUAAAGCCAACAUCUGGUGCUGUGAAACAGGAACGUUGGGAUGAGGAUUCUUUUCAUGGACUCUGGGAUACCAGUGAAGAUAAAGGAGCAAAUUUGGAGUAUGCAUUAUGUAAACCAGAAUCAGUGCUGCCACCCACAGUAUCAUCUUCUGGGAAAAUACCUCCUCCAGGUCAUACUCCCAUUCCAUCAUCUGUACCAUCAUCAAUUCCUAAACCACCUCUAAUUCAACAGACUGUGGACUAUGGCCAUGGGCGGGAUAUAACCACCAGUAAAGUUGAACAAAUUCCCUAUGGGGAGAGAAUAACUCUGCGUCCAGAACCUCUGCCCGAGAGACAACCAUUUCCAAAAGAACAUCCAGGCCAGCGGGAUCGUUACAACAGAGAGAGGGAUCGUGAGUCUUACUUUGAGCGUCAAGGCAAUGCAAACACAGAUUACCGAGAUUUUAAAAGGGAACGGGAACUGCACAGAGACCGCGGCUCAGGAGACUAUGAUCGAGAGAGGUUUGAGAAAGAACGCCAUCUUCGAGAGGACAGGGCACCUCCAACUGGACCGUCAAGGACUCAGUCUUACCGUGACAAGAAAGACCAUCCCUCCUCAAGGCGAGGGGGCUUUGAAAGACCAUCAUACGAACGAAAGCCUGAUCGCCCAACCUAUGAUCAUGGACCUUCCAUGUUUGGAGGUGAUCGGAGAAAUUACCCUGAGGAGAGGAUGCCUAUUUCUGCUCCAUCAGUACCCCGCCAGCCACCCCCUGCUCCCCGGGUAGAAAGGAAACCAGAGUCUAAGAAUGUGGAUGAUAUUUUGAAGCCACCAGGACGGGACAGCAGACCAGAAAGGAUUGUCAUCAUAAUGAGAGGAUUGCCUGGCAGUGGAAAGACACAUGUAGCAAAACUCAUCCGGGACAAAGAGGUGGAGUGUGGAGGACCGGCACCCAGAGUUCUCAGCCUGGAUGACUAUUUCAUCACCGAAGUGGAGAAAGAGGAGAGAGACCCAGAUACAGGAAAAAAAGUGAAAAAGAAGGUGAUGGAGUAUGAGUAUGAAGCUGAUAUGGAAGAGACCUACCGCACCAGUAUGUUUAAAACUUUCAAAAAGACCUUGGAUGAUGGCUUCUUCCCUUUCAUUAUCCUGGAUGCCAUCAAUGACAGGGUGCGCCAUUUUGAGCAGUUCUGGAGUGCAGCGAAAACCAAGGGCUUUGAGGUGUAUUUAGCUGAAAUGAGUGCAGAUAACCAGACUUGUUCCAAGAGGAAUAUCCAUGGACGCAAGCUAAAGGAGAUCAAUAGGAUGUCUGAUCACUGGGAGACUGCACCACGUCACAUGAUGCGCUUGGACAUUCGUUCUUUGUUGCAGGAUGCUGCUAUUGAAGAGGUGGAGAUGGAGGAUUUUGAUGCUAAUAUUGAAGAUCAGAAAGAAGAAUCCAAGAAAGAUACAGCAGAGGAAGAAGAAAGCGAACUGGGUUACAUUCCGAAAAGCAAAUGGGAGAUGGACACUUCUGAGGCAAAGCUAGACAAGCUGGAUGGCUUGCGGACAGGCACAAAGAGGAAACGUGAUUGGGAAGCAAUUGCCAGCAGGAUGGAGGAUUAUCUUCAGCUUCCAGAUGACUACGAUACACGUGCUUCUGAACCUGGCAAGAAGAGGGUGAGGUGGGCAGACCUAGAAGAAAAGAAGGAUGCAGACAGGAAGAGGGCCAUUGGUUUUGUGGUUGGACAAACGGAUUGGGAGAAGAUCACAGAUGAAAGUGGUCAUCUUGCUGAGAGAGCCCUCAACCGCACCAAAUAUAUCUGAGACAAUUAUUAUAUGGAAUUUUUGUAUCUUUAAGGCCAUUUACUUUGAGGAGAACCCAGUGUGGCAUGAGCAUCCUGCAUGGAUCAUGUCACUACCAUCUUCACAGAUUAUUUUUGUUUCUUGUGUUGUUUUAGUUUCUGAAAGUUCCUUGAAAUAUUGGCAGGUGAUAACCAGUGUCCCCAAAAGACAUACAAUUCCGCUGCACCUAAGCGAGAGUUUUCAUUUUAAUAUUUUUUGGAGGGGAGGGAGGGUCAGUAGUUUUAGCUGCUAUGCGUGGGGUAAGGUGGAAAAAUUAGGCAGAGAAUGUUUCCUCCACUGUACCGUAACAAUGUCUGUAUCACCUUUGCUUUGUGGCCAUUCUCGUUUUAUACUGUACGUACCUUGUAGCUUAUUGUACUAGGAAGCAGAACAAUAAACUUUCACUAUAAACCCA